UUCAAAAAUCAAUGGAAAAAAACGCCUAUGCGAUGCGUCCAUGGCGUCGGCCUUUCACUCUGCUAAAUUUAGAGAGAGAAUGAGAUGGAUGAAAAUAAAGUGAUUUUUCGGUUCACGCCAAUUCCCACUUUUCUGAACCUCAUCAAAAAGCAAAAGGACGAAAAAGGAAAAGAGCAUAAAAUCGCAAUUUCAUGAAAAUUUCUGCUUUAGAUUAUUCUCCAGUCUUUAUUUCACUUCAUAUGGGGCACAUCACUCCAUACAUCCGUUAAAGUAGAGAUUUUGCAUUUCUAUAGCCCUCAUUCUUCGCCUUUCUCUCUUAUUUUCUUGAAAAAGGAUUGAAUUUUUAAACUUCGCGUGUUCUCUCUGUGUGGAAAGCAGAUGCAUUGACCCUCAAAGCUUUCAAUUUCCCUCCCUUUCCUUUAAUGCAGUGAACUGAAUUUGCGAUUGAGCUUCAUAUCAAAAGGAAAUUUGUGAUUACAGAGGCGUAUUGCGUUAGUUGAUUGAAUGAUUUAGAGAAUGGGUGGUGGAAUUGGGGGAGGGAGGGUGGAGGUGAUUGCUGCGAAGGGGUGUUCGAGGCUGUUCAUGGAUUUCUCUUCCUCAUUCAGAGGAAUCUCGACGUUUUCUUUGGAGCCGCCCUCUCCGGCUGCCGCCGCAGUGCCAGAAACUCCGGUGAAAACCGUGAAAGCGAGAGGCCCUUUCUCCGGCCUUGUCAUUUGCGUGACGGGGCUCUCUAAAGAAACAAGGAAGCAGGUGAAGGAAGCAACGGAGAGAUUGGGAGGUCAAUACAGUCCUCAUCUCCAUCCCCAUUGCACUCACUUGGUGGUUCAGAGCUUUCAAGGACGUAAGUUUGAGCAUGCUAUGCAACAUGGAACUACAAAUGGUUUACUCCUGGUAACAAUUGGGUGGUUUGUGGAUAGCGUCAAAAGGAAUGUUAGGCUGAGCGAAACACAGUACAGUGUUAAUAGCAUCGGAGAUAAUGGUCUAGCAAGUAAUGACUCGAAACGGCUUGAUCAGAACUCUGGUGCUGAAAAUUCGUGUCUGCCUUCUGGUUUGCUUAAGCAUAAUAAACAACCCGAAUUUUGUGGAGCUCCUGGCUCCCAGUUUUCAGAGAGGGAGAGUAAAAGAUACACUACUUCAUCAUCCUUUUCCGGUCAAUCCUUUUAUGUUGAUGUAGAUGUACCUGCAGAACUUCUCAGUAAGGUUUCCGUAGCUCUCUCUGCCGAAGGUGCUACCUUAGUGGACCAAUGGUUUGUUGGCUGCAAUGUUAAUUAUGUAGUAUGUGAAGGACCUUCUGUACAAAAAUAUCUGGGACACUCGACCAACGUUGUAACACCACUAUGGGUUCUAAAGUCUGCAAAAGAAAAAUCUCUUCAAAGACUCGUCCAUUUAUCAACUGAUCUAGCCAGGUAUACUGGAGCAAGGGUUGAUAACCUCCGGCAUGAUGUUUCUCACGAGGGAGUGAGUAGGGUGACUUGUUCUGCUGAUAAAGCCAGUCAUGAAACAAGGCAAAUAAAGGUGACCCUAGCCAAAGAUGGUGUCAGAAAGCGUCGGAACCGUCAAAUGCAGACAUGCCAGACUCCAAUACGGCCAAUAACGCCAGGCAGUCUUUUGGAUUCAAUUUGCUGGUCAGUGUCCGAGCCAACCUCGACUGCAUCCAUUUAUACAGAGUCCUCAAGUGUCGAGAAUGGCGCUGAAGACCAGCCACCCGUGUUCUUUGAUGCCAAAGAAGAUGGAAAAGAAUCCGAAUCUUCAUUUGUGAACUUAUCCCGACCUCUCACAGAAAGUGAGAAGACCGAGUUAAUACUAAAAGGCCCUUUCCUUACGAUCAUGUUCCCUGUCGACCGGUUCUCUGAGAUGGGCCCUAGUUCGAGAACAUUUUUCAGCAACAAAGGGUUUACAUGUUUGCAGGUGUUAGAUUAUAUCUAUGCAUUUUAUCAGGAGAAUAUGUCUAAUGAGGAAAUAGAAGUUGCCAUCUACACAGACUCGAGGCAUGCUGACCGGCUCAGGUCCAUCUACUCGAGCAAGGAAACAGCAGAGUGCGGUCAUAUAGAAUUCAGACGGAUUGAUUUUCUUGGCAGUCGGAGGAGUUUUGAAAUGUUGAAACGCGUUCAAGGUGACAGUAACAGUAACCUCUACGAGUUAUUGAUCAGAGCGUGAGCUCCGUAAGCCCUCUCCGAAUAUCCCAUCAGUUUCUGCUAACAUAUGAUCAGUUUGAAACAGGGAUAUAAAAUCUGUAUAUGUUCAUAAUAUCAGCCAAGUUGUGUUUCACAUUGUCAAAAUGUAGUUUUAAGUUUUUUAUUUGUGUUUCUUGCUGAAUUAGUUGUUGAUGAUAAUUCAAGAUACAUGUUAUACUCUUUUAUUCAAAAAAAUAAUGUUGACAUCGUCUUCA
Molecule: messenger RNA, 2389 nt
Organism: Salvia hispanica
Lineage: Eukaryota; Viridiplantae; Streptophyta; Magnoliopsida; Lamiales; Lamiaceae
Source: RefSeq, a predicted model, not a curated record